AUGAUCGAACGACGUCGUCUUCCAUCUGCGUCCUACAACUCGCCCGUUGAAAAUGAACAGUGGUCACGAUGUGAAUUUGCCGAACAGUCGGUUGUGAUCGUGGGGGAGAAUCGCGAUGCUACACAAAUUGCUCGACAUGUCGCCAACAAACAGACUGGAGCCUCUCCAUUUUUUGUCAUGGACAUGCCAUCAGUGAUGGCUCGUGUGGACGACUGGCGAGACCAUCUGCCCCGCGUCCAGGCUUACUAUGCCCUUCGUUGCAAUGCCGAUCCUGUGCUAGCGAGAAUGCUCGCUGACUAUGCACGACUUGGCUUUGCAGUUUCUGAUGCGCAAGAGCUGGCUGUG
This is a messenger RNA of Haemonchus placei, 345 nucleotides long. The record is from the annotation of a GenBank genome assembly. Lineage: Eukaryota; Metazoa; Nematoda; Chromadorea; Rhabditida; Trichostrongylidae.